Mucor mucedo is the source of this 2107-nucleotide messenger RNA. Its product is annotated as WD40-repeat-containing domain protein. NCBI's taxonomy places the organism in Eukaryota, Fungi, Mucoromycota, Mucoromycetes, Mucorales, Mucoraceae. The transcript is spliced from 11 exons. Gene Ontology annotation, cellular component: cytoplasmic dynein complex. Gene Ontology annotation, molecular function: dynein light chain binding; dynein heavy chain binding. Bases 87 to 2021 code for a protein of 644 amino acids. The record is from RefSeq and is a predicted model, not a curated record. Gene Ontology annotation, biological process: transport along microtubule.
AAACCAGUUCUAUUACACAUCAAAAGCUUUGUAACUCUCUCUCUUUUUCUCUCUUUUUUAUAUUUAAUCUUUAUUUUUAAUAAAAAAUGGAUCGCAGAAAGGAAGAAUUAGAAAAGAAGCGACAAAAAUUAGCAGAGCUUAGACGUGCUCGAGAAGAAAGAAGAGCUUUGCUUGAAAGUCAAUCUACUCAAUCCUCUUCCACAACAACAGCAAACUCGAAUACAGGAAGAGACAGAAAGGCUAUUGACGACCUUGUUGCUUUAGUUUUGGGUGAACGUCCCUCUACUCCCAAUACAACUACACAAGCAGGUAGUGAUCGUGGUUCAGAUGCUGGAUCCGAUUUUUCUAAUUCACGUCCUACUUCUGCUAAUUUUGGAUACUCAUCACCCGGAACACCCAUCAGCACUAAUGAGGCCAGACUCUCUAUGCUUUCCAUGUCAUCUCAACCUACGCAAUCAACACCUCACUAUGUUGCAGAAUUAACUGAAUCACAAGCUUUUGUUGCAGAUAUUCCCCCACUUGAACAUGUGGUAUAUAGUAAGGAAAUCCAAACUACAGAUGGAUCUAUGGAAGCACCCGAGAUUUCGGAAGAAGAGAUUAGAAAGCAAAUUAUGGAAGAAUUCGAGUUAAAGGAAAAGAUUAAGAUGGCACAACUUGAAGAAGAAAUUAAGAGAGCUGAACAAGAAAAGCAAGAAGAAAUCAGAGAACUUACGGAAGAGGAAAGUAAAGUCAUCCAGAAAUCUCAAGAGUUUGCUGAAUUCGUUGAUAAUUCUUCCAAGCUCGUUGAAAGAGCUCUUAAUGAAAAGUAUGAUUUCAUGAAAGAUUAUACGCUUGGCAUCGAUGUUGAAAGUGAUGAGAAUUCUGGAAAGCACGUCAAAUUUGUUUGUGAAUUCUGGGACGAAAAGUGGUGUAAAAACAGAUCUGUCACUGAUGUCAAUUGGUCUCUUAAAUACCCAGAGUUGGUAGUUUCUUCUUACAACAAGAACCCUCUUGCUCCCAAUGAACCUGAUGGUGUAGCCCUUGUCUGGAACGAGCAUUUAUUGGAUCGUCCUGAAUUCGUUUUUCAUUCUCAGUCUGAUGUACUUAGUGUGAUGUUUAGUAAAUUCCAUCCCAACUACAUUAUCGGUGGUACCUAUUCAGGUCAAAUUGUUUUGUGGGAUACCCGUGCUAAAUCAUUACCUGUCUUAAAGACACCCUUGUCUGCUGGUGGUCACACCCAUCCUGUCUAUUCUAUUGAAAUGGUCGGUACCCAAAAUGCCCAUAAUUUAAUCUCGGCCAGUACAGAUGGCUUUGUUUGUUCUUGGCAAUUGGAUAUGUUGGCCCAACCUCAAGACUACUUGGAAUUACUUCAUCCCGCUCAUAACAAAACUGAUGAAGUGUCUGUCACCUGUAUGGGUUUCCCUGACAACGAGACAACCGCCUUUUGGGCAGGCACAGAAGAAGGUAAUAUUUAUCAAGCGAAUCGAUAUGACCGUGCUGGAAGUAAAGCAGGUAUUAAUCAAUAUGAUACGUACCGUGGUCAUCAUGGUAUGGUGACCGGAUUAAAUUUCCAUCCUUUGCAUGGACCUGUUGACUUUUCAGAUUUAUACUUGACUUCUUCGGUUGAUUGGACUGUCAAACUCUGGAGAGCAAAGUCUAUUUCCAAAACAUCCACUCAACCAGCAGCCAUGCCUCCUCUUUAUUCAUUUGAGCAUGCUGAUGACUAUGUCUAUGAUGUCAAAUGGUCUCCCUCGCAUCCUGCGUUAUUCGGUACAGUGGAUGGCACUGGUCAAUUUGAUUUAUGGAACCUGAAUGCGGAUACGGAAGAGCCAUUUGUCAGUACUCAAGUUGGAUCCGGCAAGGCCCUUAACAAAAUUGCUUGGGAUAAAGAAGGUAGAAAAACUGCCAUUGGUUCUAGUGAUGGUCAUGUCUAUGUCUAUGACAUUGGAGAGAUGGCUACACCUAAACCCGAGGAUUGGAGUCUAUUACAAAAGAAUAUCUCGGAAAUGAUUUCUAACCAAGAGAAUCCUGCCGGAAAAUAGUCAUGAUAUACACACACCCACACACACACAGUGAGAUGCUGAUAAUUCAGCGUUUUAAAAUAAAGAAUUUUUACCCUUUCCAACUA